AUGUCGCUCUCAUCGAGCAAUCACGACGACGUACGAAGAGCUUUGGAGUGGCUUGUCACUUCGACAGAAAGCGACGGAACCCUUCUUGCACCUCCUCAAGACAUCUUGACCUCUAUUCGUAGAUUAUCACCAGACUCGAACGACGAGAUAAAUCGGCUUCUUUAUGGCGCGAAAGCGAUGUUGGGAGGUAACAGUAUGCUGAGUAGUCCUGGAAGCUUGCAGUUAUGUGAUUUCGCACAUGGGACGAAUGGAACCGAAAACAUGUUGAGCUCUAGAAAUGCCAUGAAACAGCAAAUAAAGCCUACAAGUCCGCAUGCAGUAGACAACCGGACAUCUUGCAAAUUUGUAGAUCUGCCAUUGGAAAUAUUAACUAUGAUCGCCGAGUCGGCCAACCCUCCCCGGAUUGUGGUGUUGCAAGACAGCGCGAUGGCUUGCGAGAAUAAUAGAUCUCGUAAUUAUUGUAUUUACAGGAGUGAUGGUAGUUUCAGAGGGCAUGGAGACGGCGAUUAUAUGUUCACGAGCACUCCCAACCCUACACUCUUGAGCGUAUGUAAGACGACCCGGCAAAUUAUGAAACAGUCGGGAUACCAAAUAGCCUUCGAUAACAAACAGACUGAGCGGGCUCCCUUGAUAUGGUUCAAUUUCCAUCGCGACAUUAUGUGGGCGCCCCUUUCCGACAACAGCGAUAGCCGCGUCCGACAUGAACCUACAAUCAUCGGAAACUGGAAAAGCUUUUCUCUGCGUGGGAUGAUUAGAGAGCUAGCCAGGGUGGAGAAUCUGUUGAUAGACUCAGCUUCUUGGAAAAGCAACCAACAAGGACUACAUAAGGAGUGGAUAUACUUACGGGGAGUAAAACGCAUUCUGCUUCUUCAGCGAGGCUGCUAUUUUCGAUACACGCCCGUCGAAGAAAUGAACAAGGCAGCCGAGCAAUAUAGCUGCAUGAAAUUAUUAGCCACCAUGUUCAAGAAAGGCUGGAAGUUCGAUACAAUGGGGGCUGUACGUAAACUGUUGGACAGUCUCCCAGAGCAAGAGGCCCUUGACCUUCUGAACGACAACAACUUCAUGCCACAUUUCCUCAACAAAGAUCCCUUCGGCCUAGCAAAGAACAAGCCAAUACCUUUAUUUCCAAACGGAAAUCCAAUCAGGCUGUCUUGUCGACACGAGCUUUGUCAUUUGGCGAAGAUUGAAGAUUGCAAGCUUGAUAAUCGGUGA
Glarea lozoyensis ATCC 20868 is the source of this 1212-nucleotide messenger RNA. RefSeq lists its product as uncharacterized. The transcript is spliced from 2 exons. The record is from RefSeq and is a predicted model, not a curated record. Bases 1 to 1212 code for a protein of 403 amino acids. NCBI's taxonomy places the organism in Eukaryota, Fungi, Ascomycota, Leotiomycetes, Helotiales, Helotiaceae.